Strongylocentrotus purpuratus (purple sea urchin) is the source of this 1172-nucleotide messenger RNA. RefSeq names its product neuropilin-1-like. The transcript is spliced from 7 exons. NCBI's taxonomy places the organism in Eukaryota, Metazoa, Echinodermata, Echinoidea, Camarodonta, Strongylocentrotidae. The record is from RefSeq and is a predicted model, not a curated record. Bases 294 to 1172 code for a protein of 292 amino acids.
UCCCGCAUAAAGUACGUAGAGGCAUAAUCAACACGGCUCAGAUUACGUGUUUGUAGAUUGUAGUGUGUGCGGAGAGCGAGACGGCAAAUUUAGACUUUAAUACAAUGAUCUCUGGACCCGAUAGUCAUUGAUAGUGGUGGCCGGGAAAUCAAACUGAUAAUAUAGAUUCUUCUCUUGGCAUUCUGAAUCUUCUCUCUGGAAAUUAUUUAUGGACUUUACCUUGAAUUCAGCGGUGAAAUAGUGAUAUCAUCAGUUCAGGAUCUGCUCAAGGAAUCGUCCGACGAGGACCUACUAUGGUGUACACGACUCUGCUAAUCGCCGGAGUAGCCUAUAUCUUCCUCGCAUUGCAAGCGGUCGACGCUCAAAUCCAUAAUGUCUCGGCUGGUUCGGGAACAAUCCAAUCUCCAAACUUUCCACGCUGGUACCCUAAUCUAGAGCUGAUCGAAUGGAGGAUACAGAGUCCACCAAACACACACAUCCGGCUCCGCUUCCUACUUUUCAAAUUGGAAGAAAGUGACGACUGUGUUGCAGAUGCAUUGUUUGUUUACGACGGAAUUGGUGACAGCGGGUCACCGUUCUUAGGCCGUUUUUGUGGAAGUGGGCUUCCACCGAUGUUGGAGUCCAGUUCCUCGUUGAUGACUGUACGAUUUGUGUCAGAUUUUCAAGAACAAUAUGACGGAUUCGUUCUCACGUAUGAGGUCGUGGACGAUAUACUCGGAUCACGGAUAGUAUGGACGGAAGUACAUCCGGACACCGAGAUGGUCCGGUUAUCCAGUCUCGGUGCUGAUCCGCUCAACAUGAUUACACCCGAAGGAACUCUCCAAUCGACAAUCACCACCGAGUUCCACUAUCGAGUGUCCCGGGGGUCCUGGGGUGCAGUGGCCAUCAACUAUGGCCAACAGCACAUCUUCUGGAGCGACCGAGGGCUGAAAAGAAUCAUUGCUGGGACAAUUGGAGAAAAUUCUCGGGCUCGGGCGUUUUUCGAAGGCACCUCCGAUUCCGUCAAUGGAAUCGCCGUCGACUGGCUGACGGGUAACGUAUACUGGACCGAUGCUGUAUAUGACUGGAUCCUGUUACAUAGUUCGGAUGGAUCUCGGUACGAUAUCGUGGUCGAUGAGGGACUAGAUCAACCAGGAGGCAUAGCGGUCCAUCCUAUCAGAAGGUUGGGAUAA